Molecule: messenger RNA, 3859 nt
Organism: Alexandromys fortis (reed vole)
Lineage: Eukaryota; Metazoa; Chordata; Mammalia; Rodentia; Cricetidae
Exons: 4
Coding region: 205-846 (213 amino acids)
Source: RefSeq, a predicted model, not a curated record
UGUUGGCCACGGGUGUGGGCGCGGCAGGCUAGUGCAAGGGUGGCCUGCACAGGCACUUUCUAUCCUGGGCUGAAGUGUUCUUAACCAGACCCAGCAUUGGGUGCCUCCUCAGAGGACACAAGGACCACGGACAUUCUUCCUCCUGUCUUUUGAUGGUGACUUCCAGGACGACUCUGGCACUUGAGCACAGCCGUAUGUAGGACUAUGCUAGUUGCUGGGGUUUGUCCGAGGCCAGGCUGCCAUGAUGUGCGCGUGACCCCUCCUCCUACAGUCCUUUUCUCACCCCCUGCACCUUCGCUCCACUCUCUUCUCAUCCCCAGAUUGAACAUGGCUGGAGAGCCCAGGUCUGGCUUUGCCCAUCCAGGCCCUAAGAGGCCACAGGACGCGACCAUCUUCCGGGUGGAUAAAAGCAAGGAGACCCCUCUACUCAUCAACCAGGUGCCUGCCAAGAGCCUCAGAACCCACCUAAGUCCGAGGGUCAAGAACACCUACAGCCCUUACAAAGCCUGCAGGGAUAGCCGUCUGCCCCUGGGGCAGAGAAAGUCCCAGACUGAGGAGCUGGAUUCCAUCAGGAGGGAGCUGAGCAAGAUCAAAGCCCAGGUGGACAGCCUGUUGAAGAGUCUGGAGUCCAUGGAGGAGCAGAGGGCUCAGCACACAGGUCAGGUACUCAAGAGGGUGCCCAGGCCACUCUCUCAGUGGGUCCCAGUUUUUCCUGUUCACUGGGGGUUCUAUCUGUGUCUUUCUCUCACUGUUGUUAUGGUCAUUUUGGCUCUUUUAUUCUUCUGGCUUUUUGAGGGGCCCACCACCCAGCUCCCAAAUAAAUCACACAUGAAGGCUUAUUCUUAGUUAUGAACGCCCAGCCUAAGCUUGGCUUGUUUCUUGCCAGUUUUUCUUAAAUUACCCCAACUACCUUUAUGCCUCUGGGCUUUUAUCUUUCUUACUUCUGUAUAUCUUUCCCUCUCAUUCCACGGCUAGUUGGGUGGCUAUCUUCCUCUGGUUCUCUCGCUCCUUUGUUUCUCUCUUCAUUCUCUCUGCCUGCCAGCCCUGCCUAUCCUUGCUCCUGGUCAUUCAGCUUUUUAUUAGGACCAUCAGGUGUUUUAGACAGGCAAAGAAUCGCAGCUUCACAGAGUUAAACAAAUGCAGCGUAAACAAAAGUAACACACCUUAAAAUCAUAUUGCCCAACACACGAUAGGCCUCUUUUGCCAGUAUUGACUCUGGCUGUUCCAUGCCAGCGGGACCUCUUUGACAUCUGUGUUGUCUGGAGUCAGCUGGGACUUCCAAUCUGACAGUUCUCAGAACAGGACCAAAAGGGAAUGGGAACAGGUGUCCUGGAAGCAGGGCUCCUCACGCACAAACGCCGAGUCCAGCAGGUGACCAGAGGGCACAGGGCUACCAGGAGGCUGCUCAGGGGAAAGCUCAGACAGGAGGCAACAGUGAGUGGUCUGCUCUCCUUCACCCCACUUGUUUGGGUUCUUGUGGUCACUCUGUGAGCAAAGGCAGUGCACUCUGGUUUGUGUAGGAACCGGUAGUCGUAGGGUCCAGACAGGCUUACGACCUCUAUCCAAGAGCAAUGCCUAGGACAGCCACGUUCUGCCGGCCACCACCCCUUGCUUUUUGACUUGGGGUUUGAUUAGCCCAGAUAUAUCAGGGGCUACGGCCAGGCAUUUAGACACUUAAGUUAGUCAGUCCUACGUUGAAAUAUCAUCUUCUGGAAAGGAAGCUGAGCUUUGUAGAUUCUAAAGAUGUUUCAUAUCUCAAGCCCCCCUCAUAAGCGUGUUACAAUUUGAAUUUCUGCCACUUUUCUGGCCAUUGGUUGCCUCUGGCUCUUGGGGUUGCACUGUACCAUGCUGUCCAGGGCGGCCAUGUCAUGCUAAUGUUCCUAGAUUGAGACAAUCCAAAUCUGAACUGGUAACAAACGGCCCUUUGUGUAGCAGUAAAGAGCCUAAGUUUUCUCUGCCCUCCCAUAUCUUCCUGUCCAUUCAUGCCCCACACUGCUUCCCAAGUCUGCUCAGCAAGAGCAGGGUUGGUAGUGGUGAAUUCCCUCAUGACCCCCGGCCUAACCCAGGCUGGAUGGGCUCAGAAGAGUGCUUGCUGCUGCCUAGGGCCUAAGUCACAACUGCCCCGGAAAAAGAAUGGGCUACAGGAGAGUGUUUGCUCUGCCUGCUGGUUCUGGGUUUCCAGGCUUUAGUGGUAGCGGUAUGCUUAGCAUGGACAAUCAAUCUCCAGUACCUCUUCCAUCCCCACAAAGAAUCUAGGCUAAGGUCCCAGGACAUAGGGGUAGGAGGGGAGUUGGGGGUACUAGAUUUUAGCUGCUCCUUCCUAAACUCUACCUCCCACCCUCUAAGCCAGCCCCUCCUAUUAAUUCCACAGGUGAAGAUUCAAGCAUCGGACCAGGAUAGCCAGGAGGUGGGGACCCUUCCAGGCUCCACUGUUACUUCUUGGGUAGCUUGUUUCCUUGCCUUGUUUUUGGAAGUCCCUGGUCACACCCAUGCAACCUGAAGUAACCUUUCUGGAGCUAGGGCAAUGCAAGUAGAAGCAUGGUUCGGCCAGUCUACCCAGGAAACCUCCUGGUAGUUGUGGGCUUAACUUUGAGGUCUUUUCCAUGUGUCCAGGGUGGGCGGGGUGUCCUCACAACUAGCAGCAUCUCACCAUCCUCACUGAAUUAUGGCCUUGCAGGAGGCACCUGACAGGGCCCUGAGCCCCCACUGAAUGCAGACUGCCUCUGGUUUCCUCCUUCCCCAUGCACCACUAAACCUGGUGGUGUGGCACACUUUUCUGCAGCCACAGGAGUGAAACUGUGAGGUUGUGUAUGUGCCCCUCUAACCAGCCCCUUUUGGUUAAACUCACCACCAUGUACCCUACAAAGCCAUCCUUUAAAAUAGGUAGAUAACUUUUUGUUUGUUUUUCGAGACAGGGUUUCUCUGUAGCUUUGGAGCCUGUCCUGGAACUAGCUUUUGUAGACCAGGCUGGUCUCAAACUCAGAGAUCCGCCUGCCUCUGCCUCCCGAGUGCUGGGAUUAAAGGCGUGCGCCACUACCUCCCGGCUUGGUAGAUAACUUUUAUGUCUUGUUUUUUAUAUUGAUUUUCACUAGUAUAACACUAACUUCAGAUCUACUGUAGAGUCAUGUCAAAAAGGAAAAAAAUAAAAGUGUAUUUCUUCCUCCUGGUCAAGGGUUCUUCCAUGAUCCACACAAGCAGAUGAGCAGACCCCUGGGAUACCUAAACUGAAUAGCAGUUUCACACAGCUUCCAAGAUCAGGAACCCUGCACUCCUAGCCAGUGAGGCCAGCUCUGCCUUAAGGAAUAGCCAAGCUCUAAGUGGUGCCAGUAUUUAGGAGUUCUUCCCCUUGGUAGGUCAUUGUUACCCUGAUCCAAAACUGAACGGGAGACACCAGGUAAUGAAGCUAGCCCAGGACUCCACUUCUGUUAUUUUUGUUUGCAACAAAAACUGUUUCUCUCUGGCUGUCCUAGAACUCAGAGAUCCACCUGCCUCAGCCUCCCCAGUGCUGGGUUUAAAGGUCUGUGCCAUCACAGCGGGCAGGGCCCUACUUCUGCAAAGCUAUGGGAGCCUCCGGUCCUGCUAUUCUACUGGCCAAAGGGGGGACCAGGGCUUCCUUCCAGAGCAUAGUCCUUCCCAGCUCCCCAACUCCCUAGACAUGCACCUGUGCUUUGGCAAACCAAAGGAGAGGGAGGAUAGGUGUGCACCCAGCCUUCCGAGGCCAUUUAACUCUCCCGUCCUUUUGUCAAGACAGGGUUUCUGUGUAGCCCCGGCUGUCCCGGCAUCUCCUCGCUUCAGAUACUGCUCCUGGGGCAGGCGGUUUCUCCACUAAAGCACACUACUCCUUCUUUCUUACUUACGG